Saprolegnia parasitica CBS 223.65 is the source of this 1398-nucleotide messenger RNA. RefSeq lists its product as hypothetical. Gene Ontology annotation, biological process: microtubule-based movement. NCBI's taxonomy places the organism in Eukaryota, Oomycota, Saprolegniomycetes, Saprolegniales, Saprolegniaceae. The coding region runs from base 1 to 1398 and encodes 465 amino acids. The record is from RefSeq and is a predicted model, not a curated record. The transcript has a single exon. Gene Ontology annotation, cellular component: spindle; kinesin complex; microtubule. Gene Ontology annotation, molecular function: ATP hydrolysis activity; microtubule binding; ATP binding.
AUGACUACCAUCGCCGCCAAGAAGCCCCGCGCCCAGAGAACAAAGCGUGUCCAAGUCUACCUGCGCGUGCGCCCGAUGGUGGCGUCCGAGGUCGAGCGCAAGGACGCCCCGCUCUCGCUUACGGAGCCCGACCCGUCGCAGCUCACUCUGACGACGCCGCCAACGCCCAAUGACGACAUUGAAUUCGUCGAGGUCCUCGAUGGCAUCAUGGUGCCCAAGUCCAAGCCGAAGCGGACGCGCACAUUCCGCGGCCUCAGCGGUACGUUCCGCGAAGCGUCCACCAACGCCGACAUCUACGCCGCUGUCGUCGCGCCGCUCGUCGACGAAGCCCUCGCCGGCCGCGCCGCCUGCUGCUUUGCCUAUGGCCACACCGGGUCGGGCAAAACCCACACUAUCCUUGGCUACAACGACGAGCCUGGCUUGUACCGUCUCGCAUCCCACGCACUCUUUGCAGCCAUCGCCGCGGCCAACGAGCUCAUCGACGUGGACGCGGACCGACUCCACGUGCAAGUGCGCUUCAACGAGAUCUACAACGGCGACGUGUACGACCUCCUGAACGACCGCGCCAAGUGCUUUGUGCGCGAGGAUGAGCUGGGAAAGGUGCACAUCCGCAGUGCGACGACCACGGGCGACGACGGACUUGUGUACACGUCGUCGUCGACGACCAAGGCAGCGUCGAGCCUCGACGAUCUCACGGCCAUUGUUGCCGACGGUCUCGCGACGCGCAAGACGGGCAACUCGAACGUGCAUGCGCAGAGCUCGCGGUCGCACGCAGUGCUGGAAGUUGAGCUUGUCACGACCACGCAACUCCAGCUCGCGACUGAGCUUGAGACGGCACUGGCAAACACCACCCGCGUCGGCCAUGAGCGCGACUCGCUCGAGAUGGGCAUCUUUGUGCGGCAGCACGACAAGGUUGAGGGCAAGUGGGUGCGCAAGCCGGACGCCGUCGGUGCCACAACCGACGAGUGCGACCUCCUCCGGGCGUUGGCCAAAGAAGUCAAGGCGCAUAAGGAGCGUGCGUCGCACCUACGAGAAGCCUCGAAUGAGCUCAAGGCGCAGGCGAACGCCCUUGGGGGUGCCUUGAUCUUUGUGGACCUCGCUGGAUCGGAGCAUGCGGGUCGCACCAGCGACGGCAUCGUCAAGAGCGAGACCGAGCAAAACGAGUGUCGCGAAAUCAACAAGUCGCUCAGCGCCCUCCAAAGCUGCUUCCGCGCCCAAGCCAAGGGCCUCGCCAGUGGCACCACGUAUCGAUCCUCCAAGCUCACCAUGGUGCUCCGGGACCACCUCCGGUCGGCAGGCUCGACGACGCGCAUGAUUGCAACGCUGUCGCCGUCGAGCGCGCACACGACCCAGACGAUCCAGACGCUGCAGUACGCACAACUGGUCGGCCAAGUGUAG